Messenger RNA from Aspergillus caelatus, 1563 nucleotides. RefSeq names its product putative amino acid permease. NCBI's taxonomy places the organism in Eukaryota, Fungi, Ascomycota, Eurotiomycetes, Eurotiales, Aspergillaceae. Gene Ontology annotation, biological process: transmembrane transport. The transcript is spliced from 7 exons. Bases 1 to 1563 code for a protein of 520 amino acids. Gene Ontology annotation, cellular component: membrane. Gene Ontology annotation, molecular function: transmembrane transporter activity. The record is from RefSeq and is a predicted model, not a curated record.
AUGCCGACCGAGAAAGCAGUAGGAUCAGUGAAAUACGCCACGGCACCCGAAGACAGACUUUCCGAUAAACAUGGAACUGUGCAGGAUAAGACGGACAUGUGGCGUGUAGGCAGGGACCAAGAGUUGAAUCGAAACUUUCGGUUUAUAUCUGUCCUCGGUUUCAGUGCGGUGCUGAUGUGCACUUGGGAAGCAGUACUCUUUGGCUCUUCGAAUGGCUUGACAAAUGGCGGAAAGGGGGGUAUGAUAUACACCUACCUUGGAGGUCUGAUAGGAUUCAGCUUUGUGAUUCUCUCGAUGGCGGAGAUGGCUUCGAUGGCACCCACGUCCGGCGGCCAAUAUCAUUGGGUAUCGGAGUUCGCACCGCGGAGUUGUCAAAAGCCCUUGAGCUACAUCACUGGGUGGGUGUGCGUGUUAGGCUGGCAUACUGGGAUCGCCGGCUGUUCAUACACGGUAGCCAACAUGUUGGUGGGUGUGAUUGCCAUCAACUACCCCGAUUCAUAUACGUAUAAGCCAUGGCAUGUCACCCUGUUAGUUAUCGCAGUAGCAGUGGUCGCGUUGGUAUUUAAUACAUUCCUAGCCCAAAAGCUACCCUUGAUCGAGGGAGUUAUCCUGGUUGUCCAUUGUUUUGGUUUCUUUGGCAUCCUAAUUCCCCUGUGGGUCUUGUCACCUUCAGUACCACCCUCCGAAGUAUUUGGAUCCAUUGAGGAUCGCGGGGGGUGGGAUAACAAUGGCUUGUCGUGCUUAGUAGGACUAGUUGUGCCGAUAUAUGCAUUAAUUGGCCCCGACUCAGCUGUUCACAUGUCCGAAGAAAUCCAGGAUGCGUCUCGCGUACUUCCGCGAGGAAUGAUCUGGACCCUUAUUCUAAACGGCGCGACGGGGUUCGUCAUGAUUGUAACUUAUGCAUUCUGCGUGGGAAACAUCGACGAAGUGUUGGAGUCUCAGACAGGCUUCCCGUUUAUCCAAGUUUUCUUAAACUCCACCGGAUCUGUGAAAGCCGCAACUGGUAUGACCCUCGUAAUUAUGGUCAUGCAGUUCUGCGCUGCCAUCAGCAACGUUGCGACGACAUCCCGGCAGGUCUAUGCCUUCGCCCGCGACCAAGGCCUCCCAUUUUCAGGUAUCCUGUGUCAGAUAAACCCCACCUUCACCGUUCCACUCAACGCCUUAUUCCUCAGCCUUAUCAUCGUGUCUCUCCUCUCACUGAUCAACAUCGGCUCAUCCGUAGCCUUCAAUGCCAUCAUGUCCUUGGGAACCGCGGCUCUCCUCUCGUCGUACAUCAUUUCGAUUAGCUGCGUCCGCCUCCGCCGAUGGAGGAACCAACCCCUGCCUCCAGCACGCUGGAGCAUGGGCAAAUUCACCCCGGUUGUCGACACCAUUUCGAUUCUUGUCUUAAUCGUCAUUUUCGUGUUUAGUUUCUUCCCAGUCACGCGUCAUGUCACUGCACAGUCAAUGAACUGGAGUAUCGUCAUAUUUAGUGGCGUGACUCUCUUUGCCAUGGCGUACUACCACGCUUACGCGCGGAAGGUGUAUAAAGGACCGGUUGUACGGGUAAGAGCGGUCGAAUGA